CGAAGGACUAGGCGGCGGCGGAAGAUGGUUCCGGGGGCUGCCGGGGCUGCCCGCGGAGGAGGAGGCGCUGCCGCCGGGUCACCAGAUUUCAUUUUGAACAGUAAUGUCAUUCUGUUGCCAAUAUCAAGCAAAGGAAGCAUAUACCAGUUUUUAGUCUCUUACAGUUAAGAAAAGUGGUAUCCCCUUUAACAGUGCCUGAAGUUCUUAAAUGACCAUAUCAGAGUGAGAGACAUAUACUCCCAGAAUCCAGAGAAAUCAUCAUGAAGUUAUAUGUAUUUUUGGUCAACACUGGAACUACCCUAACAUUUGACACUGAACUUGCAGUGCAAACUGUGGCAGACCUUAAACAUGCAAUCCAAAGCAAAUAUAAGAUUGCAAUUCACCAGCAAGUACUGGUAGUAAAUGGAGGAGAAUGUAUGGCCUCAGAUCGAAGAGUAUGCACUUACAGUGCUGGGACAGACACAAAUCCAAUUUUUCUGUUUAACAAAGAAAUGAUCUUAUGUGAUCGUCCACCUGCUAUUCCCAAAACGACAUUUUCAGCAGAAAAUGACAUGGAAUUAAAAGUUGAAGAAUCUCUUAUGAUGCCUGCAGUUUUUCAUACUGUAGCCUCAAGGACACAACUUGCUGUGGAAAUGCAUGAGGUUGCCAAGAAGCUUUGUUCGUUUUGUGAAGGUCUGGUCCAUGAUGAACAUCUUCAGCAUCAAGGCUGGGCUGCAAUAAUGGCCAAUUUAGAGGAUUGUACAUUAUCCUACCAAAAACUGCUUUCCAAGUUUGAAAGUGCUUAUUCAAAUUAUCUACAAUCCAUAGAAGAUAUCAAGUUGAAGCUUACACAUUUAGGAACUGCGGUUUCAGUAAUGGCCAAGAUUCCACUUUUGGAGUGCCUAACAAGACAUAGCUACAGGGAAUGUUUGGGAAGACUUGAUUCUUCUCCUGAACAUGAAGGGAAAGAAACAGAGAACAAUGAGACUGAAAAAUCAUCAGAAUUGGUGCUUUAUCCUGAUAUGCCUCAGAUGACUAACAAAUCAUUGUUAGCCUCAUAUUGCAAAUCAGUGGAACAUUCAGCCCUGGACAACACAGAUCCUGAAAGUGGCAAAGAAAUUAGAGAAUCUCGUCAGAGCACUAUGCAGGAGGAAGAAAUUUCAGAACCUAAAGAGAGUGAUUUGCCUUCUUUCAAUGUUUCUUUAUUAGACUGGAUAAAUGUUCAAGAUAGACCUAAUGAUGUGGAAUCUUUGGUUAGGAAGUGCUUUGAUUCUAUGAACAGGCUUGAUCCAAGGUUCAUUCAGCCUUUUUUGGUAGAGUGUCGACAAACUGUUGCCAAACUGGAUAAUCAGAACAUGAAAGCCAUUAAAGGACUUGAAGACAGGCUUUAUGCACUGGAUCAGAUGAUAGCUAGCUGCAGCCGAUUGGUAAAUGAACAAAAAGAACUUGCUCAGGGAUUUUUAGCUAAUCAGAAGAGAGCUGAAAACUUGAAAGAUACUUCUGUGCUACCUGAUUUGUGCCUGAGUCAUGCAAAUCAGUUGAUGAUUAUGUUGAAUAAUCAUAGAAAACUAUUGGAUAUUAAACAAAAAUGUACCACUGCCAAACAAGAACUUGCAAAUAAUCUACAAGUCAGAUUGAAGUGGUGUUGCUUUGUUAUGCUUCAUGCUGACAAAGAAGGAGAGAAGCUACAAGCUUUGCUCCGCCUUGUAACAGAGCUGCUAGAACGAGUCAAGAUUGUAGAAGCUCUUAGUACAGUACCACAGAUGUACUGCUUAGCUGUUGUUGAAGUUGUAAGAAGAAAAAUGUUCAUAAAACACUACAGGGAGUGGGCUGGUGCUUUAAUCAGUGAUGGAAAACAUUUAUAUGAAGCUGAAAAGUCAAAAAGGGAAUCUUUUGGAAAACUGUUUAGGAAAUCUUUUUUAAGAAAUCGUCUGUUUAGGGGACUUGACUCCUGGCCUCCUUCUUUUUGUACUCGAAAACCUCGGAAAUUUGAUGGUGAACUUCCAGAUAUUUCCUUAACUGAUUUGAAGUUUCUGCAGUCUUUCUGUCCUUCAGAAGUACAACCAUUACUCAGGGUUCCAUUACUUUGUGACUUUGAACCUCUACACCAGCAUGUACUUGCGCUACGUAAUUUAGUGAAAGCAGCACAAAGUUUGGAUGAAAUGUCACAGACCAUUACAGACCUACUGAGUGAACAAAAGGCUUCCAUGAGUCAGACAUCCCCACAAUCAGUUACUACACCAAGGAUGGAAAGUACAACAGGAAUUACAACUACUACCUCACCUAGAACUCCUCCUCCACUCACUAUUCAGGAUCCCCUGUGCCCUCCGGUGUGUCCAUUAGAAGAAUUGUCUCCAGAUAGCAUUGAUGCCCAUACAUUUGAUUUUGAGACAAUUCCUCAUCCAAAUAUAGAACAAACCCUUCACCAAGAAUCUUUAGAUUUAGACUCUUUAGCUGAAAGCCCUGAAUCUGAUUUUAUGUCAGCAGUGAAUGAAUUUGUAAUAGAAGAAAAUCUAGCAUCUCCUAAUCCUAUAAGUGACCCACAAAGUCCAGAAAUGAUGGUAGAAUCACUCUAUUCUUCAGUUAUCAAUGCAAUAGACAGCAGACGCAUGCAGGAUACAAAUAUAUGUGGUAAAGAAGAUUCAGGAGACCAUGCUUCUCUAAAUGUUCAAAUGGAAAAAUGUAGAGUUGUUGCCCAAGAGUCCCAGUUCAAUUUACAAAACAUAAAAGAAGACCUGUGUCACUUCAGAACACUUGUGCAGAAGGAACAGUGUGAUUUCUCUAAUUCUUUAAAAUGUACAGCUGUAGAAAUACGAAAUAUCGUUGAAAGAGUAAAAUGUUCCCUGGAAAUAACACUAAAAGAAAAACAUCAGAAAGAACUGCAGUCUUUAAAAAAUGAGUAUGAAGCUAAGCUCAAUGCAUUAAUAAAAGAUAGUGAAGAAAAUGAAAAAAAGAUUAAAAAAUUAAAAGGAGAUUUAGUAGGUCUUGAAGAGGUUUUACAAAAUAAAGAUAAUGAGUUUGCUUUGGUUAAGAAUGAAAAAGAAGCUGUCCUCUGCCUGCAAAAUGAAAAAGAUCAGAAGUUGCUAGAGAUGGAGCAUGCAAUGAAGAACCAAAAUUUUGAAAUUAAAGAACUGAAGCAAUCACGAGAAAUUGUGUUAGAAGACUUAAAAAAGGUCCAUGUUGAGAAUGAAGAGAAGUUACAUCUCCUUAGGGCAGAGCUUCAGAGUUUGGAGCAGAGUCACCUAAAGGAACUAGAAGAUACCCUUCAAGAUAAGCACACACAGGAAUUUGAAAAAGUUUUGAAUGACCACAAGGUUUCUUUAGAGAAAUUAAAAAAGGAAAAUCAACAAAGACUUGAUCAAAUGCAAGAAUCCCAUGCAAUAGUUGUCCAAGAAAAGGAACAACAAUUACAGGAGUUAAAACUUAAAGUUUCUGAUUUGUCUGACCUGAGAUGCAAGUUAGAGGUUGAGCUUGCUUUGAAAGAAGCAGAAACUGAUGAAAUGAAAAUAUUAUUAGAAGAAAACAAAGCCCAGCAGCAGGAAACCUUAAAGGUCCUCAUUGAAAAAGAAACCGAAAACUUGAGAUCAGAGAUAAGCAAGUUAAAUCAGAAGAUUCUAGAUAACAAUGAGGACUACCAAAUAGGUUUAGCAGAGCUGAAAACGCUAAUGACCAUUGAAAAAGAUCAGUGCAUUUCAGAGUUGGUUGGUAGACAUGAAGAAGAAUCAAAUUUGCUGAGAGCUGAACUAAACAAGGUAACAUCUUUACAUCAACAAGCUUUUGAAGUUGAAACUAAAUUGAAAGAACAAAUAGUGGAAUUGCAGAGUAAGCUGGAGUUGGAAUUGAGUGUCCUUGAAAAACAAAGCAAUGAAAGAAUGGCCCAACAAGAAGAAAAAUAUGAAGCUACUAUCCACAAACUUGAAGAAGACAAAGAGAAAAUAGUUAUGAAUCAAGAACAAGACAGAGAACGACUCGUUCAGAAACUUAAUUGUGAAAAAGAGGAAGCUGUUCAAGUUGCCCUAAAAGAAUUUGAGUUACAGAGGGAUGCUGUUGAAAAAGAACUGUUGGAAAAAAUUAAACAUCUUGAGAGUCAAAUAACCAAAAGUCCUCCCAUUGAGCAUACCAGUGAAGAUUCGUCAAGUUUAGUUGCUGAACUUCAAGAAAAACUUCAGGAAGAAAAGGCCAAGUUUUUAGAGCAACUUGAAGAACAAGAAAAAAGAAAGAAUGAAGAAGUGCAAAAUGUUCGAACAUCUUUGAUUGCAGAACAACAGACUAAUUUUAACACUGUUCUAACAAGAGAAAAAAUGAAGAAAGAAAAUAUAAUAAAUGAUCUUAGUGACAAAUUGAAAAAUACAAUGCAACAACAAGAACGAGAUAAAGAUUUAAUUGAAUCCCUUUCUGAAGAUCGGGCUCGUUUACUUGAGGAGAAGAAAAAACUUGAAGAAGAAGUAAAUAAAUUGCGUAGUAGCAGUUUUGUUCCUCCACCAUAUUUAGCUACAGCCCCUGAACUUUGUGGUGCAUGUGCACCUGAACUCCCUGGUGAAACAGACAGAUUAGCCUCAGAAAUAACUGAUGAAGGAAGAACAGAUUCAGCAAUGGAAACAAGCAUGAUGUCUGUACAUGAAAACAUUCACAUGUUGUCUGAAGAAAAACAAAGGAUAAUGUUGUUAGAAAGAACUUUGCAGUUAAAAGAAGAAGAAAACAAGCGGUUAAAUCAGAGACUAAUGUCUCAAAGCAUGUCUUCAGUUUCUUCAAGGCAUUCUGAAAAAAUAGCUAUUAGAGAUUUUCAGGUUGGAGACUUGGUUCUCAUUAUAUUGGAUGAACGUCAUGACAAUUAUGUAUUAUUUACUGUUAGCCCAACUUUAUACUUCCUGCAUUCAGAGUCUCUUGCUGCAUUGGACCUCAAACCAGGUGAGUGUGCUUCAGGUACAUCUAGAAGACCUUGGGUACUUGGAAAAGUAAUGGAAAAGGAAUAUUGUCAAGCCAAAAAGGCACAGAACAGAUUUAAAGUUCCUCUGGGUACCAAAUUUUACCGAGUAAAAGCUGUGCCGUGGAACAAGAAAGUAUAACCCUCACAGGAAAUUCAUUUCAUUUUGUCAUAUUUUUUCUGCCUUGUCCUACAGUGUUCAUCCACCACUCCAAAAAUAGAAGGCCAUCUUUUUUAUACAGAAGUCAUUCUGACAAUAUACUUCAUUGAUGUACAACAUUUAUUUUUUAACAAAUUACAUUUUAGAAACAAGAAAUUCAUCAAAUCCCUUGGCUGAAUUACAGUUUUUUACCCAGAUGACUCUAGAAAUGCGGACCAAAUUAGUUCAUUUUCUCAAAGGGCAUACCCUAUACAUUGUGGCUUAUAAAUUAGCCAUAUUAAUUGCCUGUUAAAUAUACAUUAGCUUGAACUUAGAUGUUAAAUGUUAGUUACCAUUAUUACCAGCAUUUGUCCUUUUGUGAAAUCAUUAUCAGGAUACUUGCUCUCUUUAACACAUUCUUUAUAAUAUGUAUAAAUUCUUCAAAACUAUUUAAAGAGGAGUGUCAUUGCAUGCAGAUAAUCAUAUAAUUUUCUUAAACAUGAGUUUGCCUCUGUAGAUAACUACCACAACUUGUUUCAUUUUUUUUAAAUGCCCUUUGAUGUUUCAAGGAAAAAAAAAAGGAACCCUACAAUUGGAUUGACUGAUUUUAAGAUCAGCCACAGGUAAUCAGCAAUCUUCAAAGCACUUUCGAUGGAUUGAUCAAAUAGAUUCUGAAGGGAAGAAUCUGUGCAUUGACAGUUUUAAAUGUAAGCACAUGAACCUUCCCAAUAACACAGAAGUCUUGUAUUAAUCUAUUUAGAAAAAUCAUAUUGAUGAAAUUGUAAUUCAUGGUUGAGUUUCAGGAGGAAAAAAAACACUCAUUGUACAUUAACCAUAUAAAAGUCAUUUAAGUAACAAAUUAUUGUAUUGUAAAAGACAUGUAGAAUUUUAAAACAAUAAAGAUUUGAACCUGUAAAUGUGUGUGCCUUUUAAAGAAAAUGGUAAGUUUUUUAAUAAAUUUGAGUGAAUGCUGGAGAGUGUGAUAAGAUUAUUCUGUAUCAUUACAGCGCAGAGAAACAUCUGUAUUACAGAAAUGGUAUUCUUUAAUUUAUAUUACAGGAUAAAGAAGUAAGUGUUUUCCUAAGAAGUAGAAAUGAAUUGUGGCAAACUCCCUUUGCUCCUAGAAGCAAGUGUUAAGCAAAGGCAUUUCAAUGAGUUAUCAGGUUAGAGAGUUUUAGUUAUGUUGCUAUAGGACAAUAAUGAAAUUAUUCAUUUGCAGAAAAUAUUUAACAGUAUUCAUGAAAGAGUUAAAUGUGUUUUUUAAAGAUGUGUAUCUAUUAGAACAGAAAGCAAAAUGGAAUAAACACAACAGUGUAAAAAAUUCUUGAG
Messenger RNA from Vombatus ursinus (common wombat), 6371 nucleotides. Its product is annotated as RB1-inducible coiled-coil protein 1. Gene Ontology annotation, biological process: glycophagy; autophagosome assembly; reticulophagy. Gene Ontology annotation, cellular component: phagophore assembly site membrane; extrinsic component of membrane; Atg1/ULK1 kinase complex. The coding region runs from base 261 to 5045 and encodes 1594 amino acids. The transcript is spliced from 24 exons. Lineage: Eukaryota; Metazoa; Chordata; Mammalia; Diprotodontia; Vombatidae. The record is from RefSeq and is a predicted model, not a curated record. Gene Ontology annotation, molecular function: protein kinase binding; molecular adaptor activity.